Messenger RNA from Medioppia subpectinata, 328 nucleotides. Lineage: Eukaryota; Metazoa; Arthropoda; Arachnida; Sarcoptiformes; Oppiidae. The record is from the annotation of a GenBank genome assembly.
AUUAUAAUAAAUUGAUUAUAACAUAAUAUUGUUGAUAAUAAUCAUGGUAUUAGUGUUGGUGUCGUUACUGGUGGCCAACAUCGCCGCCCUAUUACUCAAACUAAACUGUUGGGUAGCCGUCGGGUCCGGUGCCGGUCUCGUCCUCUAUGUCUUCUACUAUUAUUGGCAUUCAUUCAAACACUUUUAUCUCACAUUUCCGCGCGAUAUUAAGGCCGGUUAUAUCCUAUUGCGGGCGAAGCUCUUCCUAUGGGACUGCAAGAAACACAACAAAUCGGUGCCAAAAGUGUUCAAAGAGAUAGCACUGAAACAUCCAAAUCGUGUCAUGUUU